GGAUAGAACCUGACCAUUUAUUUUGGGCAGAAAUACCGUAUUGCUUUGUAGUAUCUGAUAUGCUGGCUGGGUAGCACCCAACUGCUUAAUGCAGCCUCACACCAGAACACCAGCUGCUUCUUCCGCUCAGGAGCUAAAGCGUCCGAUUCAGAGAUUCAGACGUGUUUUUCCCAAUGACCCACGAAGCCCUGCAGCCGCGCUCACACCGCAGUCUGCUGCGAAGGCCACGCCUGGUCCCCCACCGAUGUUCGGCGGCUGCUAGCACGCAGAAAAGCAUCGCCCGGCAGCCAGCCCUCCUCCGCGCUGUCUGCAUCGGCAAUAACUUCCACGCCUGUGAAUGCAAAGUGGGAGCGGAAGGCCGGAGCCAGGCGAAAGGCGCUCAUGGCUGCCCUCGCCGCCGGGCCGGGUCACCUCUGGAGGCCCCACCGGCCCCCGCGGACACGAAAUGGCGCCUCGGCCCCGUGAGGCCUCCAGGCACCGGCCCCUCCGCGGCGCCGUCCACCGGCGGGGCAAGGCGAGCGGGCACGGCCCCGACGCCACCGCCACCGGGCCGGGCAGCGGAGCCUCGGCCCCCGCCCUGCCCCGGUAAGCCCACGGGAGCGCUGCGCAACACCGCCGCCCCGUGGCCGCUGCCGCCCGGCCGCCCUCCGCGGCCUCCUCGGCGGGGUAGGAGCCGCUGGCGCCUUCCCUCCCCACAGCCCCUUUUUUGCCGUUUUAUGCCCCCCAGUCGAAGGGGAACGCUGUCUGUCCUCCGGUUGGCGGAGGCGGUGGGAGCUCACAGGUGGUCUGAGGAAAGGAGGAGGGGGACAAGAGGACAGUGUAAAGGAGAGCAAGGAAGAGCAGAAAACUCGGAAUCCGGCAGUGACAUAGGGCACAGCAACGCCUUGUGCGUACCAGCCCAGCAGAAGCAGGGAUGUUGUCUUGCCACAUGAUUUGGCUGAGUGCAUCACCAGCAAGCUCCUUCGUAGGCUCUUUCCAAGAACUGGAGGCAAGGGGAAUCCACAACAUCGCAUUCAGUGUAAAUGGAAGGCACUGUUUUCUUUACAAGAAGUAAUCGACCUUUUUUUUUCCAGGUAAUCCUUUGUGUUUACAGUCUGUGGUGGAUGAUGCAUCAGCGGGCUGGUGGCAUCCUCAAUGACCUCUGAAAGCAGCAGAGUCUCAGAAACGGCAAAUGGGAAGAAAUUAUGAAGCUUUACCAAGAGACGGUGGAGUUCAGCAAUCUCUCUUGACCCUGAACUCCACUCUACUGAAGCUUCUGUCCAGCGCCUACAGCAAAGUACACAGCGUCUGGCCUCCAGGGAACAGACUCACUCCAUAUGCAAUUCUGAC
Strigops habroptila (Kakapo) is the source of this 1329-nucleotide messenger RNA. RefSeq names its product formin-like protein 20. NCBI's taxonomy places the organism in Eukaryota, Metazoa, Chordata, Aves, Psittaciformes, Psittacidae. The record is from RefSeq and is a predicted model, not a curated record. Bases 174 to 932 code for a protein of 252 amino acids. The transcript is spliced from 2 exons.